AUGUUGACAUCGCAACUCGCCAUCUGGCUCUCGGCGCUACUCGUUCUCGCAGCACCAUCCACGCUCGCGCAAUCAACACCAUCCCCCGCCGACCUCGCAGCACAAUACUCUGCCUCGCUAGCAUCCGACACAAUGCAGGCGCAAGGCCAGGCGACUCCACCCUUGCCCGCCUCUUCCUCCUUCUGGGACAACCUCGGCAGGCACUGGACCGAGGCAGACAGCACAAAGCAGACCCUCAUGGCCAUCUUCCUCAUCUGCCAGCUCAUCGGUCUCUUUUGGUUCAUCAAGGGCUCGCUCGACAAGAUCUUCGGACGUCGCGCAGAGUAUCGUAACCAGCGAACAAAGCGCUUCGCACGCAGAGCCGCAGUCGCUGCCGCAGGAGGUCUCUCCAAGUCCGGCAUCCCCCUCUCCCACCAGCGUCCGCUCUAUCGCCCCGACAACAAGCCGCAGCUCCCGCCAAGGCCGUCUCAAGACCAUCCCCUGCUCCGUGCUUCUUCCUCCUCUUCCUCCUCCUCCUCCAACACUCCUGCGCAGGCUCAAUUUCAAACCACACCCGCAGGCGACAUCGUGCUGCCCUCUUGGACCGACGCAGGGCCCACGCCGCUCAGAGUGAUUGUCGAAGAGCCAGAGUACGAACUCUCCCCCAUCAACUCGCCCGCAACGUCGCGCCCGCAUUCGCCCGCCUACCCUCAGCACCCCGCACCCUCGCCCGACUCGCCCAAUUACUCGUGGGCGUUCCGAUCCGCACCAACCCGCGACAAUGCCUCGCUCAGACUACGAGAGCGGGGCGAUUACGCCGCAUUCCCCUCGCCCAUCGAUCGCUCCUCCACUCCAGACACUCGGCUCGAAGACGUCAAGCGUCCGUUCAACCGCCCCGUCUACGCUGCUGAGCCUUUCUCAGCUCAGCCCAGCUCGAAUCCUUCCGACUUCCCGAUGCAUUCGCCCUCUUCCUCCUUCUCGCCAGCUUGA
Molecule: messenger RNA, 969 nt
Organism: Moesziomyces antarcticus
Lineage: Eukaryota; Fungi; Basidiomycota; Ustilaginomycetes; Ustilaginales; Ustilaginaceae
Exons: 1
Coding region: 1-969 (322 amino acids)
Source: RefSeq, a predicted model, not a curated record